Molecule: messenger RNA, 1281 nt
Organism: Mizuhopecten yessoensis (Yesso scallop)
Lineage: Eukaryota; Metazoa; Mollusca; Bivalvia; Pectinida; Pectinidae
Product: COP9 signalosome complex subunit 8-like
Exons: 8
Coding region: 39-611 (190 amino acids)
Biological process (GO): COP9 signalosome assembly; protein deneddylation
Cellular component (GO): COP9 signalosome
Source: RefSeq, a predicted model, not a curated record
GUAUCUCACAAACAUUCUUGUGAUUCAGAAAAUCCAAUAUGGCGGUCGAAGGUGCCUCGCCGAACUUUGGCGAAAUGCAACUGGACUUGGAGGAGCAGGAAUUGCAGGCACCUGGUGGAGUUGGUUCCCCUCAAUUGUAUAACCAGCUGCUGGCCCUGUAUCUCCUCCAUAAUGAGAUGUGCCAGGCAAAGUUUCUUUGGAAGAGAAUUCCAACAGCAGUGAAAAGUACGACCCCUGAGUUGACUACGAUCUGGGCAGCAGGCCAGAAGAUGUGGCAAAGAGACUACACAGGAAGUUACGAGGCCUUGAAGAAAGAAUAUUCUACAGAGGUCAAGCCCAUAAUGGAGGCAGCCCUUGAGGCGUAUCGUAGACGAGCGUUCCACCUAGUGUCCCAGGCCUACUCCUCAAUCAAUGCUGAUGAGCUGGCUACUUUUCUGGGAAUGCCCACGUCUGAGGCUGUGCAAGCUGCUCAGGCAGAGGGAUGGGAUGCUGAUGUCCACACUCGGUUCAUCACACCAAAGAAGCCAGUAGGCGUCAAACCUGAUCCGGAGUUCAAGAGUGACCAACAGCUGUCUAUACUGACCGACUACGUGUCGUUCCUGGAGAGUUGAGACUGGAAGGGGUUGAGGAGACACCUGCUUGCUUCAUAGAGGUGUGACCUUCCAUGGCGUCUUGUACACAGCAGUGCUUCACCACGUAUCUGGAAUGCAUCAAACAUCACUGUGGACAUAUGUACAGGACUUAGAAAAACUCAGUCACAUUAAUAUGAAGCUUGUAUUAUAUUUAAUGUAAAUUUUGCAUUUACGAGAAGAAAAGUUCACUCCGUGAUGAAAAUUGCACUUAGACUAAAUGUCUAAAUAUAUAUGUAGCUUUACUUUGCUAGAUACGUUUACUAUUGAAUUGAAUUUGUAGAUUCCAUGUAUUGUUAAAUUGCAAAAAUAAAACUGCCACUUAAAUCGAUUUGUGAAGAGCCAGAUACAUGGACUUCUUUGUACAGUACACUGAUAUUGAUAAAAAGUCAUGGAAAUUGACUGCAGGGUUUUAUAUCACAAAAUCUGUUUCACAGAUAUUGUGAUUUCCAAAAUGAAUUCAGUGAAAGAGUACUAGUAUUUAUGUAGUGCAGACUUUUCAAGAUUUUCUAUGAUGUCGAACGUGGAAUCAUUUCUCCAAUGAACGCAGUAUUUAGAUAUACGGUAUAUGGAUGGACCGGCGUGCAAGAUUUGUGUAACUUAAACUAUGUGAAUGUAAACAAAAUAAAUAUAAAAACAUUUUUUUUAUGUA